Messenger RNA from Cajanus cajan (pigeon pea), 1838 nucleotides. Its product is annotated as protein kinase G11A. Lineage: Eukaryota; Viridiplantae; Streptophyta; Magnoliopsida; Fabales; Fabaceae. Gene Ontology annotation, biological process: protein phosphorylation. The record is from RefSeq and is a predicted model, not a curated record. Gene Ontology annotation, molecular function: protein kinase activity; ATP binding.
AUUUUGUAAAUAUAAGUUUGGUAAUGAGAAUUGAGUAAUUGAAGAAUAGUAUAAGUAAAAAGACAAAAAACAUAAAUAAGAAAAAAAAAGAAAUGAAAGGCGAUGGGCCCAGUGGCUUAGUUAGUGUGAACUGUGAAGGCACCAGAUGGGCCAAUAUUAAACUGCCGGCCCAUUAUGCCCCCACCUCCCUCCCUGAUUCCCUUCUCAAAACUCUCUAUUACCACCACACACGCACACACGCACACACAGUACACACACACCUUCCUCUCUCUCUCUCUCUUACACUCACACCACAAUGCACUCCUCCGACAACUCCGCCAGCGCCAGCACAGAGUGGACGCUGACCACCAAGUCCCACGCCCCCUCCUCCGACCCCUGCUGGGACGCCAUACAGCGGGGCGGCGCCACCCUGGCACUGGGGGACUUGCGGUUCCUGCAGCGGGUGGGCAGCGGCGACAUCGGAAGCGUGUACUUGGUGGAGCUGAAGGGCUCGAACGCGUGCCUGUUCGCGGCGAAGGUGAUGGACAAGAAGGAACUGAUGGGGAGGAACAAAGAGACGAGAGCGAAGAUGGAGAGAGAGAUUCUGCAAGUGGUGGAUCAUCCCUUUCUCCCCACUCUCUAUGCAUCGCUCGAUUCCCCACGCUGGUCUUGCCUCCUCACCGAGUUUUGCCCCGGCGGCGACCUCCACGUCCUCCGCCAGCGCCAGCCCGAUAAACGCUUCCACCACGCCGCCGUUAGGUUCUACGCAUCUGAAGUGGUGAUUGCGUUGGAGUACCUACACAUGAUGGGAAUAAUAUACCGUGAUUUAAAACCUGAAAAUGUGCUCAUAAGAUCAGACGGUCACAUAAUGCUCACAGACUUUGACCUCUCGCUAAAAGGCGACGAAAGCACAUCAACGGCUCAGAUCGUGUUUGAUCAAGACCCACCCGCCAACACCUGUUCGAAGGAACCCUCCAAGAACCAAUGCGCGCCCGCCAUGUCAUCAUGCAUGCUGCCCAAUUGCAUCGUGCCACCUGUCCCAUGCUUCCACCCAAAACGCGGUCGUAGCAAGAGGUCCUCCCGAUGUGGGUCCGUGGAGAUCAUAGCUGAGCCAAUAGAAAUUCGCUCAAUGUCGUUCGUUGGGACCCACGAGUAUUUGGCGCCCGAAGUGAUUUCGGGUGAAGGCCACGGUAACGGCGUUGAUUGGUGGACAUUGGGAGUGUUCAUUUUUGAGCUCUUCUAUGGGAUCACACCCUUCAAAGGGCUUGAGCAUGAGCUAACCCUAGCCAACAUAGUGGCUCGUGCCCUUGAGUUCCCUAAGGAGCCCAUGAUCCCUGGACCAGCUAGGGAUUUGAUAUCACAACUUUUGGUCAAGGACUCCACUAUGAGGCUAGGGUCUACAAUGGGUGCUGUAGCAAUUAAGCACCACCCCUUUUUCAAUGGGGUUAAUUGGGCAUUGUUGAGGUGUGCUACCCCUCCAUACAUCCCUUCAUCGGACAAGUGCAAGGAGUUGGUUAGGGUCUAUAAUUGCACAACCAAUGCUAUAGACUUCUAUUAGAAGGAUAAUCACAAUUCCACUAUUUUAUACACAAUUGCAUACAACUGACAUGCUUCAUAUACGAGUUCAAUCGAAAAAACUACCAUGGGAUUAUUAAAAUAAAAUAAUAAUAAAAAGUGUGUGGAUUUUGUGUAAUUAAUUAUAGUUGUGUCAUAUGAAUCUCUCCUAUUGCAAAAGCAAAGAAGCAGAUCAAAUGGGCAUGUGUUAGGUGCAUGUAUGAUUUGUGCACACAACUGGAGUUUGGUGUAACUAACAAAUUUAUUUAAUUUUUAGAAAGGGGUGAACAAAUCAUUUCAAAGUA